AUGCGUACAUCGACCUUCAUCAGAGCGGCCGUGGUGCUGGCCAGCAGUUACUCAGUUGACGCCGAUGUAACGACCACAAUUGACCCAAAAUCGAACUGGGGUACUUGGGAAGGCUGGGGAACGUCGUUGGCAUGGUGGGCGCAGCAAUUUGGCACCAGAGACGAUCUUGCGGAUAUCUUCUUUACGCUGAAGCAGACCAAGUUCAACGGCGAGACUCUUCCGGGUCUUGGCUUCAACAUCGUACGCUACAAUGCCGGCGCCUGUAGUUGGAACACCAUCGAUGGGGAGAAGAUGGUUGUGUCUCCAAAUGUAAAAAGGUCGAGGCAAAUGGAAGGCUACUGGUUGGACUGGAAGAGCAGCGACCCUGCUUCUUCUAGUUGGAAUUGGAUGACCAAGAACCACAAUCCUUCGGGCGCAAGUGACGGAAGCGAAAACAUCCAAUCGUGGAACUUGGAGCAGCAUGCAGUCUACAUGGCAACGGUCGCAGAGCAUUUCAAGGACAACUGGGGGGUCGAGUUCGAAACUGUGGACCCUUUCAACGAACCGAGUGCGAACUGGUGGAAGGCUGACGGCACCCAAGAAGGAUGCCACGUUGAUGUGUCCACCCAAGCCAAGAUCGUCGGUUAUCUCGACACGCAGCUCUCGAAUCGUGGGCUCUCAACAAAGAUCGCCGCCUCAGAUGAAUCGUACUACGAUCAAGCUGCCACCACGUUGAAGACAAUCGGCAGUAGCGCACUCAGCAAGAUCGACCGGAUCAAUGUUCAUGGCUACCAGUACGGAAGCGGCGACCGCGCCGGUGUUCACACACUGGCUACACAAGCCGGGAAAUCCCUCUGGAACAGCGAAUACGGUGAUGGCGUGGCUUCUGGCGAGAACCUUGCCAAGUACCUCUUCCAGGAUCUUCGCCAGCUGAAGCCUACGGCGUGGGAGUACUGGCAAGUCCUCGACCAGGGAGGCUGGGGCCUCAUUGACGCGGACAAUGAUGCGAAAACGCUGGGCAAAUCGACACAAAAGUACUACGUGCUAGCGCAGUUCGCCCGGCACAUGCGCCCGGGUAUGAGAAUCCUCGAUGGUGGCCGAGACAACGUCGUCGCUGCCUACGAUGCUAGUAAGUCGUUGUUGGUCAUUGUGGCCGUGAACUGGGACGCGGCACAGUAUAUAAACUUUGAGCUGUCAGGGUUCUCGGGACGUCCUUCGUCGGGCGCAACUGUCUCGAGGUGGAGCACCCAGAUCGGGAGCGGCGAUCGUUACGUGCAGCAUCUCGAUACCACGAUCAGUGGCACAAAGUUCUGGUCGAAGUUCGAGAAGAACAUGGUGCAGACUUUCGAAGUAACAGGGAUCAAGUUGUAG
Messenger RNA from Alternaria viburni, 1350 nucleotides. RefSeq lists its product as uncharacterized. The transcript is spliced from 2 exons. Gene Ontology annotation, molecular function: hydrolase activity, hydrolyzing O-glycosyl compounds. Bases 1 to 1350 code for a protein of 449 amino acids. The record is from RefSeq and is a predicted model, not a curated record. NCBI's taxonomy places the organism in Eukaryota, Fungi, Ascomycota, Dothideomycetes, Pleosporales, Pleosporaceae.